AUGGGUAUCCUUACAAUCUCGAAGGGAGCCGAACCUGAUAACAUAAUCCGGGAGAUAGAAGCAGCAGAAUCAAACUUCAAGGCGCUGGUGGACGCCGCUAUGACAAUCUCGUCCCCAAGAAGUUUGCUGGUCAACUUUGCCGGCGAGAUCGACAUCACUCCGCUCACAAACUUGGUGAAUGACCUAAUUCAUCUUUUUCACCUCUUCCGUCGCAUUGCACUGAAGACAAUGGAUGCCCAAUCUGCGUUCAGAGAGGUCCCGCCAAACAUCAUGAGGAACAACCAUUACAACACUCUCUGCCCCCUUACAGUGUUCCUUCGGAUCAUCGCCAGCGCUCUCAGCCGGGUCAACCUUCGAAAGGUGAACCUGGAUGAUAUGUUCUCCGAAUGGGGCCCAAUUAAGCCUCUUCGGGGCGUCAUGGUCCAACUUCAGAAGAACUUUCGAACAAUCCGGAUAGGGGUGAACGAUGUACUCCCAGGUUUUGCAAACUGCAUUGUCCUUCACGAGGAACACUCCAAGUUCACGGUUUCCCCCACUGCAGCGGCAUAUUAUGCUUUGGCGGGCAUCAAUGCUCGUGCAACAGCCGUCCGAAGCCUUUUCCUUCAGCAACUCAGGGCUGGCUGCGAACGUGGGGUGCGCGACCGAAUUGAAAAAAUAGAGCUGCUUUCGCGGGACUUGGUGAAUUAUCACAAGAGUAGAAUAGGCAAGGAGAUGGGCAAGGAGAGUGAUGAGUGGGAUGGUAAUCCUUUCAAUGGCCCUGGCAGCAAUCGAGUCAAGAUUGGAGGGUUUGGUGCAUCCAUGACGCCAAAGGGGGGAUACAAGCUGGCGUGUUUUGUCGAUUUUUGGCGCUUUGAGAUGGAGAGGCCAGCAGCCGUUGAGGAGCGUGCCCUGGGCGUGAUGAUUGCUAAAGGUGGCCAAAGAGGCGCAUGGAAUACCACCUCAUGCGCAGAAUGGGAGCUCUGGCUCACUAAGCUGUCUCAUCAAGGCGUUCAACCCGUCCCGUUCGAUACAGUUUACCCCGUUAGGGAGGAAAUGGCCAAGUCUGCUACUUGGAUGGGCAUGGCUUCCCCAGCUAGUGCCACUCGUGCUCCUUCGAGUGGCAAGAGGGCCACGGCUGGUUCGAGGGUAGAUGUGGCCGCAGUAUUACGGGAACCCGUAUCGUACUCCAUUGAGUCCAGGUUGACGUUUCCGGAAAACGGAGAGAAGAAACCGACGCCCGGAAUAGCGUUCCCUCGUUCCCAGAAGACAACUCAACGUCAGCAACACAUGGUGUCUAGAGGUGAACCACCGGUAGAGCCUAUUGUCGCCAAAACGAAUUCUUUUACUAUUCAAAGCAGGCGCCCUGAGGCGAAGUCGACGCCCGAUAAGCCUGGAAAGAAGAGAGGGGUGUUCUCUAAAAUGUUUAGUUAA
Clonostachys rhizophaga is the source of this 1410-nucleotide messenger RNA. Lineage: Eukaryota; Fungi; Ascomycota; Sordariomycetes; Hypocreales; Bionectriaceae. The record is from the annotation of a GenBank genome assembly.